CGAGUGAAAGGAAUUGUCAGAAAUUGACAGAGUUGUCGGACUUAAUUUAAAUUUGGAUUAGAAUCAAGCCAAUAUUUAAACAAAAAAAUUUAAAUUAAAUGUGUUUUUAUUUAUAAUAAGAUGCUAUAACAUAAGGAAUAUUAUUUAAGAAUAAUGUAAUAGUAAAACAUAGGGAAAGUUUGUUCAUGAAUUAAGAAAGCUACAAUAUCAGAGUAUUUGUAGCAGGCUGCUGGGUUGACACUACUAACAACAAACGGCGAACAGGAAUAAUAGUAAUCAGCUGUUAUAGUUCAUAAUUUGUUUUGUUUAUUUCAAUUGUAAAUAAUUCAAUACAUUGCUGUAAAAUGGAAGUUAAUGAAAUUACUGCAAAGAAUGGGAAAGUUUGCCGUCUUUGUGGUGAGGUGCAGCACAACGUCAUAGAACUCUCUGGAAAGAAAAAUGAAGAAAUUACAUCUUUAGUUGGACGCAUUCUGAGCUGUUUGAAUAUAAAGUAUGAACAAAAUGACUACUUUCCAAAUCUGUUAUGCGUCGCUUGCCAUUUGGAUGCUGAAUCGACAGAUAAAUUCCUACAAAUGGUAGAAGAGGGACAGAGGAAAUUGUUGCAAAAGUUAAGAAAAUACGAGGCACACAAAAAUAUAGAUCACCCACAGGUGAAAGAUAAGAAUUCAUGUAAGAUGGCAAAUGAAAAAAACCAUACAUUGACUGAAGGAGAAAAUGUUGUUGAAAAAUUUGAAACUCCAACUCAAAACUUAACGAGCAACACUAUUUCCUGUAAAAACGCUAAGCGCGUAAGAAAGAAGAAAAAACUUUUUCCAUGUGACCCUAUCCCUUAUCUUGAUGAUGAACAGAAUGACGUCGAUUUAGAAACAAACUCUGACAAUUGUUCCGAGAUAAAUACAGGCACACUCAUCACUAUACAACCAAUUGCUGAAUUACGAGCUGCAAAUGGUUCUUCUUUGGCAGAAAUAAUUUCAGUUGGCUCCGAUGCCCGCAUGCAUCGCACAACACGUGCUGCUUCAGAGAUACGUUUGAUUUGCGAAUACUGUAAAGAGGUUUUUACGAAACAACAUUUAUUUCUAAAACAUUUACGCACUCAUAAUGAAUCAGUUUAUAAAUGUGCCGAGUGUAUAUCAAAGUUCGACACACUAGCUGACUUAAAGAAACAUCAAAAGAUUGCUGCUCAUAAAGGCACAACACUGCUGGCCAAAAGUGACACUGAAAGCAAUAAAAUAAUUGAGGAAAAACAUUCGUCAGAUAAAAAAGCUGAAACCACCAUUAACAUAGUUGUAGACGAUGCAGGACAUAUCACGUCUAUUGAUUCGGAAUUAAAUUCUAAAGAGAUUGAUGACACUGCUAAUGCAACGGAAAACGUUGCUGAGGAUAUACUGGAAGUACAAUCAGACUCUGCAAAAAUAAGCACGUUUAAGUGUUUGAAGUGCAACAAAUCAUAUAAAACACACUAUUCGGUGUUGCGUCAUCACAAACAAGUGCAUGUGGGAACGCGUCCAUACAAGUGCCAACAUUGCACGGCCAGCUUUAAGCACACCACCAAUCUGGCUUACCACAUGGCGAAACACACGGGCAUACGAAACUUUAAAUGCAAUACAUGCGCCAAGGCGUUUGUACAUAAAAGCGAACUGACUUUGCACAUGCGCACGCACACCGGCGACAAGCCCUACGUCUGCAAGCACUGUCCCAAAGCGUUUGCGCAUCGCUCCAAUAUGGUCACCCAUAUGCGUUUGCAUUCGGGUCAGCUACCGUUUAAGUGUGAAACUUGCGGCGCCAAUUUCAACAGUAGUUCCCACUGGAAACUGCACAAACAAAUGCAUCUAAAACAUGCGCAGCGCGCAGUACUCGCGCGUUUGCAGAAUAAUAAAGCAGAGAAUGAAAAGGCACUCGAAAAAGAGCAGCUUACUGUUGCUGUCCCAACAGCACAGCCAAAUAACUCGGACCAAAAAUCGGAUGCGAAUAUGUCUUUGCUGCGUUCAAAAGCUACAAACGUAAAAUCCGUUGAGGUAUUGCCACCGCUCAAAAAACUGCCCGCACCAAACUCUGUUAUAAGUAAAGACGAAUUGAAAACGCUGAUGCUUACAAAUAUGCAUGCGAAUGUGGGCGUAGCUUCCGAAACUACGCAACUACGUUAUAAAUGCGAUCAGUGCUUGCAACGUUUCAAAUUGAAGUCAGCUUUGACGAAGCACAUGCGCACACACACGGGUGAAAGGCCGUAUAAGUGUCCAUUAUGUCCGCGUACCUUCGCUGAUGCAUCGAACUUUAAACGUCACAAGACGCUACAUAAAACUGCCACCGAAGAGUUGCAAAAUGUCAGCAAAAAAUAUAAGCAUUCUGAUUUGUUGCACGAAUUUCAGCGUGAUAGAAGAAAAACACUUCCUAUUGGAGGAAGUGUCUCGCCAACGCAUAGUGUAGCAUCCGACCCCGACCCAGAUGGUUUGGAGGCGCUCCAAUUAACAAACGUUGGUUCGCCCAAAAGCGUUUCAGAUAUCAGUGAUGAUGAUGAUAAUGAUGAUGAUGUUAAUACCGUGUUUGACAUGCUGCAUAGCAUAGCUGUCGAAAGAAAGCGAGAGUUAACAAGUGGUAAUGACAACUUCAACAGUACAAAGGCGCAUAAUGUUUUACAUAGAACCGCAACUCCCAAAUCUCCUCAAAGGCUAAUUUGUAUUUCUUAUCCGAAUCCUGCGAAUCCUAAUGAUAAUAAAAUGACCACAUUUUAUGUUUAAAUAAAGAUUUUCAGUUCUAAAGAGAUAUUCUAUAUGUAUAUAUAUGGAAAAGUUGUGUACAAGUGUAAGACAAAACUGUAGUAUAGCAGUUGUAAGGGCUUAGGAUUUGACACUCAUUAACUUUUGUAAGAAAUACAUACAUUCCACUGAAAAUGUUAGAUGCAAAGCCUCUACCAGGAGAUCCUAGUUGAUUAACCCUACUCAUUGUCAAGGUAUAUCUAUAACUAUUUGUACAAAGAAGAAGUUGUAGUUCAGGAAAUUGCCUAUAAGCUUAAAAAGUCAAGUUCCACAACCAUUGAAAUUAAUAUAAUUAAUUUUAAUCAAAAGAGAAAUCAAGAAAUUAUUGUCUUGGAAAUUUGUUAAAGAAAUCAUUUUGAGUAUAUUUUUAAGCUAAUUUUUCCUUACAAUAACAACAAUAACAAUAAAAAUUUUAGCGGAAAAGA
Zeugodacus cucurbitae (melon fly) is the source of this 3178-nucleotide messenger RNA. RefSeq names its product zinc finger protein Xfin. Gene Ontology annotation, biological process: regulation of transcription by RNA polymerase II. Lineage: Eukaryota; Metazoa; Arthropoda; Insecta; Diptera; Tephritidae. Gene Ontology annotation, molecular function: DNA-binding transcription activator activity, RNA polymerase II-specific; zinc ion binding; RNA polymerase II cis-regulatory region sequence-specific DNA binding. The record is from RefSeq and is a predicted model, not a curated record. The transcript is spliced from 5 exons. Gene Ontology annotation, cellular component: nucleus. Bases 345 to 2735 code for a protein of 796 amino acids.